Molecule: messenger RNA, 1551 nt
Organism: Penicillium cinerascens
Lineage: Eukaryota; Fungi; Ascomycota; Eurotiomycetes; Eurotiales; Aspergillaceae
Product: cytosine permease
Exons: 3
Coding region: 1-1551 (516 amino acids)
Biological process (GO): transmembrane transport
Cellular component (GO): fungal-type vacuole membrane; plasma membrane
Molecular function (GO): transmembrane transporter activity
Source: RefSeq, a predicted model, not a curated record
AUGACGGAAACAUUGAACCGCGAUGUGGAGAAGCGAGCCGGAGCGAUCGACCCCCCGCUCUUUGAAGACGAAACGGGCGCUGUUCCAGCCUCGAGCUUUGAAUAUGGCAAUUCCGUGUAUGCGAAGCUUCAACGAUUAGGAGGAAAAAUCAAGGUUGAGCAAAGAGGCAUCGAACGUGUCCCUGACGACGAAAGAACGGACGGUUCCUAUUGGAAUAUUGGCUCAAUGUGGCUGGCUGCGAAUAUGGUUGUCCCUUCGUUUACGAUUGGCGUCUUGGGCAAGCCACUAUUUGGAUUGAGCUUCGUCGAUUCGGCCUUGGUCAUAAUAUUCUUCAACUUCAUCGGCGUUUUGACCGUCUGCUUUUUCUCGGUUUUCGGUGCAGUAUUCGGACUACGUCAGAUGGUUUUAUCCCGAUUUUGGUUUGGUUGGUGGGGCGUCAAGCUGAUUGCCCUCUUCAAUGUUCUGGCCUGUAUUGGAUGGGCUGCUGCCAAUAUUAUUGUUGGGGCCCAGCUAAUCAAUGCAGUGAACCCAAAUGUCCCCGGAUAUGCAGGAAUUCUGAUCAUUGCAUUUUGCACCCUUCUGGUCGUUUUCUUUGGAUAUCAGGUGGUUCACGCCUAUGAGUACUGGAGUUGGAUUCCGACAUUUAUUGUAUUUCUGGUCGUUUUGGGCGUCCUUGCACACUCUGGUGAUUUUACAAACUUACCAAUGGGAGCUGGAACUGCCGAGCUUGGUGCCGUUCUUUCCUACGGCUCCACUGUCUUUGGCUUCGGCACCGGAUAUACGAGCUUUGCCGCAGAUUAUACAGUCUAUCAACCAAGUAAUCGCCCGCGACGCAAAGUGUUUAUGGUUACAUGGCUGGGAAUCUUCCCAACCCUUCUCUUUACUGAGCUUCUGGGUGCAGCCCUGGUCACUGCUACGGACUUAAAUGGAGGCGAUAACGCAUAUCAAAAGGGCUAUGAUGAUGCUGGAGUGGGAGGCCUUCUCGGAGCUCUCCUUUUCCCACGAGUUGGGGGCUUUGGGAAAUUUUGCGUUGUGAUCCUCGCUCUAUCAAUUGUCGCCAACAACUGCCCGAAUAUUUACUCGGUUUCUUUGACGCUCAUGGUUAUGGGACGGUGGACACGCCACAUUCCCCGCUUUAUUUGGACCAUUGUCGCCACUGGGGUUUAUAUUGCAAUUGCAAUCCCCGGAUACAGCCAUUUUGAAGCUGUCCUCGAAAAUUUCAUGAAUUUCAUAGGCUACUGGCUGGCCAUAUACGAAGGUGUUGCCCUGACUGAGCAUUUUGUGUUCCGUCGAGGCUUUUCGGGAUACAACGCAGGAGACUAUGAUAACCGUCACAGGUUACCUCCCGGAAUCGCGGCCUUGCUCGCGUUUUGCUGCGGCGUUGUAGGAAUGGUGACUGGCAUGAGUCAGUCAUGGUAUGUUGGACCAAUCGCAGCAUCGGCUGGCCCGGCCCCAACUGGAGGAGAUGUUGGAUUUGAGCUUGGGUUUGCAUUUGCUGCUUUCUCAUACGCUAUUUUGAGAACCCUUGAACUGAAAAUUUUCAAGAGAUAG